Molecule: messenger RNA, 1200 nt
Organism: Brenthis ino (lesser marbled fritillary)
Lineage: Eukaryota; Metazoa; Arthropoda; Insecta; Lepidoptera; Nymphalidae
Source: the annotation of a GenBank genome assembly
AUGGCUUUAAGAACAUACGGCGAUAAGCCGAUAAGUUUUCAAAUAGAAGAAGGUGGUGAAUUUUAUUGUGUUGGAUCUGAGGUUGGUAAUUAUCUUCGGUUAUUCCGUGGAUCUCUUUAUAAAAAGUACCCUGGCAUGGCCAGGAGAACUCUGACCAAUGAAGAGAGAAAACGAUUAGUAGAUAAUGGCUUAGGUCCACAUGUUUUAUCUAGCUCUGUAUCUUUACUCAAAGCUUCAGAAGUAGAAGAUAUAAUCGAAGGGAAUGAUGAAAAAUACAAAGCGGUAUCUGUAAGUCAAGAGCUGGCAACUCCUCGAGAGGGUAAGAGCAAAAAGCCACACAAUCCAUCAUGGUUGCCAGUCAUGCCCAAUUCUUCCCAUUUGGAUGCUGUGCCACAAGCUACACCAAUUAGUAGAACUAGAGUACAUAACAAAAAGGUGCGGACAUUCCCUCUAUGCUUUGACGAUACAGACAUGACAGCUAUGCUUGAAAAUGCUUCACAAAAGCAAAUUCUUGUACCGAUCAGAUUGGAUAUGGAGAUUGAAGGACAAAAACUCAGAGAUACAUUCACUUGGAAUAAGAAUGAAUCAAUAAUAACCCCAGAGCAGUUUGCAGAAGUGCUAUGUGACGAUUUAGAACUAAAUACAAGUACAUUCAUACCGGCAAUAGCAACAUCUAUCCGUCAACAAAUUGAUGCAUAUCCGAGCGAACCUCCAGCAAUAUUAGAAGAGCAGUCUGACCAACGGGUUAUAAUUAAAUUGAAUAUACACGUGGGGAACACAUCACUAGUUGAUCAAGUAGAAUGGGAUAUGUCGGAAAAGGAGAACAAUCCUGAGCAAUUUGCGAUGAAACUUUGUGCAGAAUUGGGUCUCGGAGGGGAGUUUGUAACUGGAAUAGCAUACAGUGUUAGAGGCCAACUCAGUUGGCAUCAACGCACUUAUGCAUUUAGUGAAGCUCCUUUGCCGAUUGUUGAGACACCAUACCGUCAGCCAUCAGAAGCAGAGCAAUGGGCACCAUACCUAGAAACCCUGACCAAUGCGGAGAUGGAGAAGAAGAUAAGAGAUCAGGACAGGAACACUCGCCGUAUGAGACGAUUGGCGAACACCACACCUGAUGUAUCCUUGAGCCGCGCCGUCAACCGUCUCAUCCGCGCGGACGAAGCACUCUUCCAAACCACGCCGGAAAAGAGAAGGAAAAAGAUU